AAUAAAAUAAACAAACGGGAUUAUUUUUUAACCGAUACCCAACCCCUUUUUUCAUCUCUUCAACGAAAUCACAGAACCCAAACUCGCAUUGCCUGUCCAUAAUCCCCAAACUGCCCUCUCCUCCCCCAGCCACCGUCCAAUUUUCUUUAUGGAUCGCCGGACGAUCUCCACGAGAAAAGGCUCGAAGCGAAAGUUGGAGCAAGAUUUCGAACACGAAAAUCAAGAUCGCCACAAGAUCCCGGCCACCGACACUGCCGCCGGCUACGAGAGUCACCAGAAACUAACGCGUCAUAUUCAAACGCAAGUUGAUAUCCUCAAUUCUUCCUUCUCUUCUCUUGAGGCAGAUCGCGCCGCCGCCAGGCGCGCCACUAGCGUCCUCUCUCAAUUUGCCAAAACAGAGGAACUCGUGGAUACGAUGGUGGAUUGUGGUGCGGUGCCCGCGUUGGUGAUGCACCUUCAAGCGCCACCGCAUACGAGAGGGGAAAAUGGUUCAAAACUGUAUGAACAUGAAGUAGAGAAAGGAAGUGCUCUGGCUCUUGGACUUCUUGCUGUAAAACCGGAGCAUCAACAACUAAUAGUAGAUGCUGGAGCUCUGACCCAUCUCGUGGAAUUGUUGAAGAGACAUAAGAGUGUUGAUAACUCCCGAACAGUCAAUGGUGUUGUUAGGAAAGCAGCUGAUGCAAUCACUAACCUUGCUCAUGAGAAUAGUGGCAUCAAAACACGUGUCAGGAUUGAAGGUGCCAUCCCCUAUCUUGUUGAAUUGCUUGAACAUGCUGAUGCUAAGGUACAGAGAGCAGCUGCAGGUGCCUUGCGGACCCUUGCAUUCAAAAAUGAUGAGAACAAAAAUCAGAUUGCAGAAUGUAAUGCUCUACCCACUCUUGUAAUAAUGCUUGGAUCCGAGGAUACUGCUAUACAUUAUGAAGCGGUUGGUGUGAUUGGAAAUUUGGUUCACUCGUCCCCACACAUAAAGAAAGCAGUUCUUCUUGCUGGAGCUUUACAACCUGUAAUUGGAUUGCUAAGCUCUCCCUGUUCAGAAAGCCAAAGAGAAGCAGCUUUGUUAUUGGGUCAAUUUGCAGCAGCUGAUUCAGAUUGCAAGGUGCACAUUGUUCAGAGAGGAGCUGUCAAGCCAUUAAUUGAUAUGCUUGAGUCCUCAGAUGUGCAGCUCAAAGAAAUGGCAGCCUUUGCGCUUGGGAGGUUGGCUCAGGAAACACACAACCAAGCUGGAAUCGCACAUAAUGGUGGUAUCGUUCCAUUACUUAGGCUUCUUGAUUCCAAAAGUGGACCACUUCAACACAAUGCUGCUUUUACCCUAUAUGGUCUUGUGGAUAAUGAGGAUAAUGUUGCAGAUCUUAUCAAGGUUGGGGGUUUUCAGAAACUCCAAUAUGGAGAAUUCAUUGUCCAACAAACAAAGGAUUGUGUUGCGAAAACAAUGAGAAGGCUAGAGGAGAAGAUUCACGGACGGGUAUUGAACCAUCUCUUAUAUUUGAUGCGGGUUGCUGAAAGGAAUAUUCAGAGACGAGUUGCUCUGGCUCUUGCUCAUCUUUGUGCUCCUGAUGACAGAAAAGUAGUUUUUCUUGAUAAAAAUGGGUUAGAUUUGUUGUUGGGGCUUUUGGAGUCUGGAAGCGUGAAGCUGCAAUGUGAUGGCUCGGUAGCAUUAUACAGGUUGGCUACCCAAGCCAGCUCAGUAUUUCCUGUGGAUGCAGCUCCUCUAUCUCCAACCCCGCAGGUGUAUUUGGGUGAGCAAUACGUCAACAAUCCUACAUUGUCUGAUGUUACAUUCUUAGUCGAAGGAAAGCGGUUCUAUGCUCACCGAAUUUGUCUGCUUGCUUCUUCGGAUGCUUUCCGUGCGAUGUUUGAUGGGGGGUACAGGGAAAGGAAUGCAAAAGAUGUGGAGAUUCCAAAUAUUAGAUGGGAUGUUUUUGAAUUGAUGAUGAGGUUCAUAUAUACAGGAUCAGUGGAAAUCAAUGUAGAUCUUGCUCAGGAUCUCCUUAGAGCUGCUGACCAAUAUCUUUUGGAUGGUCUCAAGCGUCUAUGUGAAUGUACCAUUGCACAGGAUAUUUCUGUGGAAAAUGUCUCUCUCAUGUACGAGUUGUCCGAGGGCUUCAAUGCUAUGUCAUUAAGGGAAUCAUGCAUUCUAUUCAUAUUGGAGCAAUUUGACAAAUUAUGUACCAAGCCAUGGUCAUCGCAUUUGAUCCAACGUAUUAUGCCUGAUAUACGCCAUUACUUCGAGAAAGCGCUUAGCAAGCCUACCAAACUAACUUGAGGCAACUGUAAAUUGAUUUGGCCCGGGUCUUGAUCUUUCAACUAACCAUUAAGAUGGAAGGCAAAGUGUACAGAAAUCUUCAAGUUGUCGAGCUAAUAUGGGGGAAUCCAGCUACAGUCUUCUUUGCACAAGCAGUUAGUGAAGUCCCCUGUUAAUGCAAAUGCCACUUUUGUUCUUUAUUUUUCUUCAAUCAUUCAUUCAUCCAUCUUGAAGCAAUCAGUGGUUUGGUUGCCCAAUCAUGUUGCAACACGUACAUCAUUUGUCGGACUAAUUCAGUAGUGAAGCAGGAUGUUUAUGGAUUACCCGAUAUGUGUUCGUGGGAGCAUACAUUUGCAAUUAUUUUCCUUGAAAGGAAUCGUUUUUCACUCCUUACUGUUGAGAAUUGAAAUGAAGGAGUCAUUCUCUUACUGUACUGCUUGUGCAGGAGAGAUUUACUUAUGGCGUACACACAAUUUGUCAAGGAAGUGAUAUGAUUAAAGGAAUUUAAUCAAAACAAUAUUAGAUUAUAAGUCCCUAAUUAAAUCCUAAGUAGAAUUUAUUGUUCCCUUUUCAAUAAAGCAUUGCUUAUUUUAA
Populus trichocarpa (black cottonwood) is the source of this 2836-nucleotide messenger RNA. Its product is annotated as ARM REPEAT PROTEIN INTERACTING WITH ABF2. The record is from RefSeq and is a predicted model, not a curated record. Lineage: Eukaryota; Viridiplantae; Streptophyta; Magnoliopsida; Malpighiales; Salicaceae. The transcript is spliced from 19 exons. Bases 149 to 2263 code for a protein of 704 amino acids. Gene Ontology annotation, molecular function: protein binding.